Molecule: messenger RNA, 1176 nt
Organism: Amphibalanus amphitrite
Lineage: Eukaryota; Metazoa; Arthropoda; Thecostraca; Balanomorpha; Balanidae
Exons: 2
Coding region: 557-1066 (169 amino acids)
Source: RefSeq, a predicted model, not a curated record
AACACCUAGCGGCUGUCAAACUGUUCGGGGACCAUUUUCCGUGCAUUACGUGCGCCCAGCUCGGCGACUGUUGGCCGGGUUCGUUCUCUGAUAAUCCGGCCGCUCUACGAGUCCGCCAUCCUUUCAUAGAUCGUCCAAGGCCGACCGUGUGCGACUGACGGGUGCGACGGGUGUGAGGCUGUGCGCGUCCAGUGGCAGUGCGUCGGUGCAGCGCCACAGCGGGGCGUGGUGGGGUCACACGCAUGCGCCGCACGACCGAGAGUGAGGUGAGAAGGCGUGAAGUGAGGAACUGCUGAUCACUACAGUGAAAUUUUCAACCCAGUGAAAGACGCCGGCAAUACAUAAGUACGAGGUCUGGAGCACCACCGUCGCUGCCAGACCACAGUCUGUCUGAGGGACCGGGCCCCGUUGAGGGCGCAGUCUGAGGGACCGUGCCCCGCUGAGGGCGCAGUCUGAGGGACCGUGCCCCGCUGAGGGCGCAGUCUGAGGGAGCGCGCCCCGCUGAGGGUACGGUACCGCAGGCAGGGGCACUGCGUCCAUCAGCCAGCAGGCCACCAUGGUCCUCACUCUCUGCUGCGGGUGCUUGUCGCUGCGCACCGGCUCCCUGGCCAUCGGCAUCACCUACCUCAGCCUCAGCUGCCUGGUGCUCCUCGCCUGGACGGCCUUUCUCAUAGAGCGCGCCAUCGCCAUGCGUUUCGACUACUAUUGGGACCUGCUGUACAUCUACUUCGGCCUGCUGGUGGUGUGUGUCCCUAACAUUGUAACAAACAGUCUACUCAUCCACGGCCUUCGUCACAACAGGCGCAAAUUUCUCUUUCCGUGGGUGAUCUGGUACGGCGUUUUCAAGGCUCUGGUCACCCUGGCGUGGCUGGCCGCGGCCGCCUGGGCGCUGUGGAUGUGUUUCGCCUGGAAUGGACUCGGCACGACCCAGGCGGUGGUCGCCAAUCUGGUGAUCUGGAUACCGGGACUGGUCGGGAUGACCGUGAUGUGGUACUGGUACGCCUGCGUUGUGACGUACUUUCAGAUACUGGCGCCCAGUGAUGUAUAUGCGAUGACAAAUAUUUAGUCUUAUCGUGAUCUUGUGCCGAACUUGCCAUUGCUGUGAUGCGCUUUUGGAGUGAAACAUGUUGCAUACGAAUUCGUAUGAUUGUUCACUGAAAAUACAGUGUAUGAUUA